Oryza brachyantha (malo sina) is the source of this 3663-nucleotide messenger RNA. RefSeq names its product importin subunit beta-1. The record is from RefSeq and is a predicted model, not a curated record. Gene Ontology annotation, molecular function: nuclear import signal receptor activity; small GTPase binding. NCBI's taxonomy places the organism in Eukaryota, Viridiplantae, Streptophyta, Magnoliopsida, Poales, Poaceae. Gene Ontology annotation, biological process: protein import into nucleus. The transcript has 3 exons. Bases 71 to 2689 code for a protein of 872 amino acids. Gene Ontology annotation, cellular component: cytoplasm; nucleus.
CCUGCGCCCCGCGGAACCCCCCCCACCCCCGGCGCCGGCGGAGUCGCUGUUCUCCCCGCGGACAUUCAAUAUGUCACUGGAUAUUACUCAAGUUCUGUUGAGUGCUCAAUCUCCUGAUGGCACAACUAGGAAGCUUGCUGAAGAAAGCCUUAAGCAAUUCCAGGAGCAAAACCUACCAGGUUUCCUGUUCUCUCUCUCAAAUGAGUUAGCCAAUGAGGAGAAACCUGAGGAGAGCCGCAGGUUGGCUGGCUUGAUUCUCAAGAAUGCACUAGAUGCAAAGGAGCAGCACAGGAAGAAUGAGCUUUUCCAGAGAUGGCUGGCACUGGAUGCUGGUGUCAAGGCACAGAUUAAAGGUUUGCUGUUGCAAACUCUCUCAUCCCCUGUUGCAAGCGCCAGAUCUACCUCUUCUCAAGUUAUUGCAAAGGUUGCUGGUAUUGAGAUUCCUCAAAAGCAAUGGCCUGAGCUUAUCGCAUCGUUGCUCUCAAACAUACAUCAGGUCCAGCCAAAUGCCAAGCAGGCAACACUUGAUACACUUGGCUACUUAUGUGAAGAAGUCUCUCCAGAAGCUGUUGACCAAGACCAAGUGAAUAAAAUUCUUACUGCUGUUGUUCAGGGUAUGAAUGCUUCUGAAGGGAACUCUGACGUUAGACUUGCAGCAACACGGGCACUGUAUAAUGCAUUGGGUUUUGCUCAGGUUAACUUCUCCAACGACAUGGAACGUGAUUAUAUCAUGAGAGUUGUUUGUGAAGCAACACAGUCUCCUGAGGUGAAGAUAAGGCAGGCUGCCUUUGAGUGUUUAGUGGCUAUCUCAUCCACUUAUUACGACAAACUGACAACGUACAUGCAGGACAUAUUUAGUAUUACUGCAAAGGCUGUGAGGGGAGAUGAGGAGUCAGUUGCACUCCAGGCCGUUGAAUUCUGGAGCUCGAUAUGUGAUGAGGAAAUUGACAUUUUGGAUGAGUACAGUAGUGAGUUUACCGCUGACUCUGAUGUUCCUUGCUACUAUUUUAUCAAGCAGGCUCUUCCUGCCUUAGUGCCAAUGCUGCUAGAAACCCUCCUCAAGCAGGAGGAAGACCAAGACUUGGAUGAAGGUGCUUGGAAUCUUGCAAUGGCUGGGGGUACUUGUUUGGGCCUUGUGGCAAGAACUGUUGGGGAUGAUAUUGUUCCUCUUGUGAUGCCUUUUGUUGAGGAGAACAUAACGAAGCCUGACUGGAGACAUCGGGAGGCUGCAACAUAUGCUUUUGGUUCCAUUUUGGAGGGCCCAUCAGCUGAUAAACUUGCCUCCCUUGUUAAUGUUGCAUUGAAUUUUAUGUUGUCUGCACUGGUGAAGGACCCAAGUAACCAUGUGAAAGACACAACUGCUUGGACCCUUGGAAGAAUAUUUGAGUUUCUUCAUGGUUCUGCACUUGAAACAGCUCCUAUCAUCACGGCUGAGAACUGUCAGCAAAUACUCACUGUGCUUCUUCAAAGCAUGAAGGAUGUCCCAAAUGUGGCGGAAAAGGCAUGUGGAGCACUAUAUUUCCUUGCUCAAGGCUACGUGGAUGCAGGAUCUGCUUCGCCUUUAGCACCUUUCUUUCAAGAUAUUGUUCAGAGCCUUAUCUUCGUUACUCGUAGGGAAGAUGCUGGGGAAUCCAGGUUGCGUACUGCGGCUUAUGAGACUCUAAAUGAAGUUGUCAGGUGCUCCGUUGAAGAAUCAGGCACUAUUGUUAUGCAGUUGGUACCUGUGAUCAUGAUGGAGCUCCAUCAGACACUUGAGGCUGGAAAGUUAUCAACUGAUGAAAGGGAGAAGCAGAGUGAAUUGCAGGGCCUUCUCUGUGGUUGUUUGCAGGUCAUUAUCCAGAAGUUGGGAGGGAUGGAAGCAACAAAAUAUUCCUUCUUGCAAUAUGCCGAUCAAAUGAUGGAACUGUUUUUGAGAGUUUUUGCCUGUCGAAACGCCACUGUGCAUGAGGAGGCUAUGCUUGCUAUUGGUGCAUUGGCAUAUGCAGCAGGUCCAAAUUUUUCGAAGUACAUGCCUCAAUUUUAUCAGUAUUUGGAAAUGGGACUACAGAACUUUGAGGAGUAUCAGGUAUGUGCCAUUACCGUGGGUGUUGUGGGUGACUUGUGUAGGGCACUGGAGGACAAAAUUUUGCCUUAUUGUGAUGGCAUCAUGACCCAACUCCUGAAGGAUUUGUCGAGUAAUCAGUUGCAUAGAUCUGUAAAGCCACCUAUAUUCUCAUGCUUUGGUGACAUUGCACUGGCAAUUGGGGAGAACUUUGAGAAGUAUUUGAUAUAUGCCAUGCCCAUGCUACAAAGUGCAGCAGAUUUGUCAGCGCAUACUACUGCAGCUGAUGAUGAAAUGCUUGAUUACACCAAUCAAUUAAGGAACGGGAUACUGGAAGCCUACUCUGGUAUUCUUCAAGGAUUUAAGAGCUCCCCUAAGACGCAAUUGCUGAUGCAAUAUGCUCCAAAUAUUCUUAAUUUCCUUGAUUCUCUUUACAAUGGAAAGGACAUGGAUGAUGCUGUGAUGAAGACUGCGAUAGGUGUAUUGGGAGAUCUUGCAGACACAUUGGGUGUCCAUGCUGGUCCUUUGAUCAAUCAAUCUCUCUCAAGCCAGAAGUUUUUGGAGGAGUGCUUAGCAUCUGAUGAUCCACUGGUCAAAGAGUCAGCUGAUUGGGCAAGGAUUGCAAUCAGCCGUGCGGUUUCAGGUUGAGGUCACAUCGGUCUCGAGUCUGCACAUGCAUCAUUCCACAUGUCAUGUCUGGGUCUUGGUUGCAUCAUGUCUAGACCUUGCUCUUUGGAGAAGUCAACCCAUCCUUACAGCAGAGUCAGAGGUCCUCACUAACUCAUGCAUCAAUACAUGUGUCAGCCUGUCCUUAUCACUUCUGCAGAAGAGAGGGUUAAGUUGGCUGUCUGCUAACUUUGCUUAAGGCAUCUAGAACCUUCAUUUCUUAUUGGAGGUGAGAUGAGCUUCUAUGGUCGCCUGGCAUGCCGACGGUCCCUUGGCAUAGCUUGGCAUGCUUAGGGUCUGGGUGCUAUCAUUUUCCACUGCAUUCAUUGCAUGCAUCGAACUUUGGUAAGAUGGUCACUCAAUACAUGGUCCAAUUGCUUAUGUUUCCGUUAAGCAAAAAAGAGGGAUCGGAUUCACAGGAUUAUUUUGUAUAGCUCAGGGCGACAAAGUUUAUUUGUCGGACUUGAGCAUUUCGUCAGCCCCUUAGAUGUUAGCCUUUUUUUUAUUUUGAUUUCCUAGCAUUUUCUUCACAUGCAUUGUCUUGCAUUCAUUCUUGGUCCUUUAAGAGCUUACUUUUUAUCAGAACUUCGGUCCAGUCUGGUCCGGUACAGCACGCCGUUGUACAAGUCCUCGCGUGCUUUGGUUUAUUUCCUGGUGCUACUGCCUUAUUGGAGCAGCAGGCAUUUGUACUUUUGUUUUUUUUUUCUUGGGUUAUCUAUCCUGCUCCAUCCGUUUCGGUUUCCUUGAAGAAGCUGGGCUACUGAAAAACAAAAACAAUUAUAGGUCUUGGAGUGUUUUUUUUGGGGGGAAGCAGUUGGCCGAGGUUAAAUUUGUUUAAAAGAAAUUGUAUCAUUCUAUGGAGCGCUGUCUCCCUCCCCAUGUGUCAUAUCAUUUGUUUGGCAUAUUAUGAGAAUAUGGUGAAAUGCAUUAAAAUGAUAUGGUGUCCAUUUUGCUUC